AUCAACAGGUGGGAUGAUGCGGUGGGUUUUGAAGAGGAUGUUGAAGCACUUAAGAAAAUGCUGCUGCAUCGUGAAGAUGGCAAUUGGCAAAACUUAAUGUUCAUCUCCAUACUCGGGGAGAGUGGUGUGGGCAAGUACACCCUUGUAGACAAGAUCUUCUUUGAUCUGGCAGAAGACGACACCACAAAAAAACGAGAAAUUUUCGUGGGCGAAAGAAAUAACUUUGCUGUUAAAGUCUGGUACAUGAUGCCUCCAGGUUCCAGCACAGAACAUCUCCUCCGAAUUAUCUACGUGAGAGUAGAAAAGCAACUACUAAAAUGGCGAGCCAAAGGAGAUGCGGCAAUAGCAACAGAAGAUAUCCCUGACAGGAUCCGUGACCUCCUGGCAAAUAAAAGGUACAUAUUGGUUAUCAGUGGCGUCUCCUCCAAGGCCAUGCUCAACCGCCUGAGGGCGUGCUUGCCGGACGAUGCCUGUAAUGGCAGCCGGGUGGUCCUGGUGCUGGACAUCGAGAGCGAAGUGGUGGCACAGCGGGCCAACACCAUGAACGCCGGUGGCAUCAGCGGGAUCCAUCUGCUGAGACGCCUGGACCAAGAAAGGAGCGGGCGGUUGUUCUGCGCCAGGGCCUUCGCCAAACAAGUGCGACUGUCGCCUGAUUAUCCCGACGAGGAGAAGAAACUGACGAAAAUGUACAGCAGAGCUGUGCAUGCGAUAACAGGGGGCCACCCACUGGCCAUCGUGCUUCUGGCCGGGCUCCUCCGAUUCAAGGAGAGGCCGGGACAGUGGGAAGCUGUGCUGCAGGUGCAGCAGCUCAUGCCGCUGGAGGAGGAGGAGGAGGUGGUGGAGGAGCAGCGACCAGAUGGUGACGAUAACGACUUCAUUCCAUCGUCGGUGCGCCGCCUCUCGUCCUACAUCUCCGACGGCGGAUUCACCACUUUCGCCAACAAGUUCUCCAAGCUGCGUUCCUUCCUAUGCUGGGCCAGUGACGACUACAGCGCUACUGCAGGCGGAAGCAUUAAUACGGAUAAGAAUCUUGAUGAUCUCAAGUUCCUGCUUAGGUCCAAGUUCCUCCGUGUCAUCGAGAUCAAGGGGCUGAGGAUCAAGGAGCUGCCGGCUGAGAUCUGCGACAUGUUCCACCUGCGGUACCUUGGUGUUCACAGCCCGGGCCUCAAGAAGCUCCCACCCGCCAUUGCCAAGCUGAUCAACCUGCAGACACUGGACAUAAGGGGCACUGCAGUCAAGAAGAUCGACCCGUCCUUCUGGAACAUAAAGACGCUGCGCCAUGUCCUUGCCCAGGACCUCGAGCUUCCAGCGUCGUCGUCCAUCGUCCAACAGCUGGACGGCCUGCAGACGCUGCAGGGUGUCAGGCCUGCCGCCGAAGAAGAGGGGAGGCCUGCCGCCGAAGAAGAGGGGGACGGCCUGCAGACGCUGCAAGAUGUCAGGCCUGCCGCCGAAGAAGAGGGGAGGCCUGCCGCCGAAGAAGAGGGGGACGGCCUGCAGACGCUGCAGGGUGUCAGGCCUGCCGCCGAAGAAGGGGGGGACGGCCUGCAGACGCUGCAGGGUGUCAGGCCUGCCGCCGAAAAAGGGUGGAAUCAAGAGAAUUGUCCACUGCACAAGAUGACCCAGCUCCGCACACUGUGCCUGCACGGAAUCAAAGGCGACACGCACGGGGCUGAAUUGGGGGCUGCUCUCCUCAAGAUGCAUCUCCUACGCCACUUGGAGCUGUAUAGCUCUGCUCCGCAUGACCAGUUUCCUCCAUGCAUUUUCAAGGACCGGGGCCUUCAAAAUCUGGAGAGCGUAAAGCUGCUUGGCCGUGAUGCAUACUAUUUCCCUGAUGACGCUGCACCCAAUCUUCGUGUGCUCCGACCCAACCUCGCUUGGGUCGAUUUGAAGAUUGUGGUGCCUCAACCCAUCGAGGACGAGUUCAAAAAGCUGGGAGUGAGAGGUCAGUGGCUGAAGAUCAAUACAUCGUAUAAUUCAAGGAAGCAGUGA
This is a messenger RNA of Zea mays, 1989 nucleotides long. RefSeq names its product putative disease resistance protein RGA4. The transcript is spliced from 2 exons. The record is from RefSeq and is a predicted model, not a curated record. Lineage: Eukaryota; Viridiplantae; Streptophyta; Magnoliopsida; Poales; Poaceae. The annotation marks the transcript as partial. Gene Ontology annotation, molecular function: ADP binding. Gene Ontology annotation, biological process: defense response to other organism.